This is a messenger RNA of Symbiodinium sp. CCMP2592, 2514 nucleotides long. Lineage: Eukaryota; Dinophyceae; Suessiales; Symbiodiniaceae. The record is from the annotation of a GenBank genome assembly.
AUGCUGGCCAUCGAAGGGCCGCGAGCCCGUCAGCCGCGCUGCAGGUCUGAUGUCGGGGACGAGCGCGAGGAACAGGACCAGGACCAGGACGAGGCAAUGGAGGACGAUGCCGUCAGCGACGCCGACGAGGAGGCUGAGGAAGAACGCAAGUCGGUGGACAGCGACGAGGAGCUCAACGUGGACACGCAGCCGCAACUUGCGGAAGACGAUGAAGCUGAGCAGGUGCAGCCCACGCGGAGGCUCCGGCAAAAGACGGCCGAGCAAACGCUAUCGUUGCCGAGUCCGCCCGCUGAGUAUCCGUCCGAUGCGUGGCCCAAGCGAUGGAGGGGCCAAGCCGCCCCAAAGCCCGGUGAGCCAGGAUUCAACACCUAUGCUCAAGAGUGCAUCGCCACGGUGCUGAGAUGGUGGGAUGAGCGGGGCGUGAGGGAGGGUCACGAGAAAUACCAGAAAACUGCAGAGGCUGUGGCGCACCCGCUUUCUCCGUGCAAGCGUCUGCUUAUGGACGCCAGGAUGGGAGCAGGCAAGACCAAGGUCCUAAUCACUGUGCUGGACCAGCACUUCACCGACAAGCGCAAGAAACUGCCAAUCUUUCCGACGAAAGCCCUUGCAAGCAACUUCUACCACGAGCUUCUUCGAUGGCCUAAUAAGUAUCGCAGCUACUUUGCCCUUUUGCAGCCGGAGCUCGCCGCAAAGGCCGUGCCGCUGAAAGGAAGAAUGACCUCAUCCUCGCUGGUACAGGCUCUAGAAGAAUCCGAGACGAAGGAGUGGAGCGUUCCUCCCACGGAGGCCAACGAACUGGCAGAGCGGCUUCGCAUCGAGCUUGAAAUGACAUCGCUCCGCAAAGAGAGCGGAGAGCGCAUGUGCGGAGUGAACCGUGGAAGAUUGACCCGCACCUUCACCCGGUGGUUCCAGGGGAAGUUUCCCACGAGGCAACACUUGCUGCCUGGAGCGCCACUCCGAGCAAUGAACCUCAGCACAGCCGGGGGGAGUUUUUCUUCCAAGCGACCAAGUGGUGAAGCGCGCCACCCAGUGGCACAAUUCGGCUACGAUCUGGCCACGAGGAACGUCUUCGAUAAUGCCGUGGUCGUUAUUGACGAGGCCCACAACAUGCUGUGCCACCCCAAGGAGUGCAAGCUCCUGAGGCCGCAGCUGGACUCUGCCUCCAACCUCACGCUGAUUUGUCUCAGCGGCACUCCGCUGCCGGACAACCCAAAGGUGAAGCUGGCAGACUUACCCGCCCACCUGCAGAAGCAGCGUGAGCAGCUGGAAGGACUCCUGCAUGGCUGGACACCCGAGGUGUUGAGAAUUCUGAAGGCAGUCGCCAGCGCGGCCGGCCUGCCUGUUUAUGUGGCGGCGCAUCUCUUCGGCAAGCGCUUCUCCGGCUCCUCCUCCAGGACGGAGCCGAGCUCCUUGGAAGGCUUCCUGUGUUCCUAUCAUGGCCGGCUGCCUGGGGCUUCUGCAAAGAUCCUCAGGGGCUCCGCUCACAAGGUCUGUGGCACGGCACUGGCGCAGCCCGUGAAGCUUCCGGCCGUGAUGGCGGCCAGGUAUUUCAAGAAGGUCAAGGAGAGAAAAGAGCUGCGCACCCUCCAGAACUAUACCAACAUGGAGGUCUUCACAGGACACAUGAAGCAGCAAAAGUUCGAGGAUCGCGCACUUGCCGCGCCCGACAACUAUGCGGCGAAGCUCUUUGCUGCCGCUGAAGAGAUACUCACCACAGACCUGAAGACCGUGGUGCUGGUUCGCCGCCACACUGGCUACGAAUUCUUUGUGAAGUUGCUUCGCCAUCUCGAGACGUCACGGGGGAUGAACAUCGGCAUUGCCACGCUGGAAGACAAGGCAGUUUUCAACUGCUUCGACACCAACCUGCGGGGAGAGAAGUUCCGGGUGCUCGUCGGGGAGACCGGUGAGGCCGGAGAGGGCAGCAGCUUCUUCUGCGUGCGCAAGCUUUACCUGCUCGAUGUGCCCCUCACUGCCACUGACUUCGAGCAGUGCAAGGCACGUGUCGACCGUGCCAACAGCCACCGCGGUCUACCAGAAGAAGAGCGCACGGUCCAGGUGAAGAUUGUCUGUGCAGCGUUGCCCAGCCCUCUCAAGAAUUCCCUUGGCUCCUUCUUUUGGCUGCACGGCUUUGCUGCUCCCAUCGGCAGCGAGAAGCCCGCUGUCUGGGAGCGCUAUCUUCGGAAGGUGGAAAAAGGUGUUGACAUCCUCGAAACCAAGUUCGGCCUGAACCGCAAAGAAGCGGACUGCGUAGAGGAGCUUCAGGACAGGCUCCAGGACGAUCUAUGGGAGGACGAGGCCGAUGCUGUCGACGAGGAGUUCAAGAAGCUCAAGCUCCCCCAGCAGGUGCUCCAGCGCUUGAGGCGCUCUGGCGCGGUGGCCACGAACUCCCUUUGUACGGAGACGGUGGACGAGAUCGUCUGCAAGGAUCUUGCGAAACGGUGCAAGGCAGUUGAAGCUGCGCACAGCCAGCUGAAGCGGCUGGCUAUGGAUCGCUCCUUCUUUUCCUCCGAGUGA